Messenger RNA from Miscanthus lutarioriparius, 1611 nucleotides. Lineage: Eukaryota; Viridiplantae; Streptophyta; Magnoliopsida; Poales; Poaceae. The record is from the annotation of a GenBank genome assembly.
AUGUCUGAUCAAGAGAAGAAUGCUUCUACAAACUCUCCAUUUGGAUCUAAUCAGUCUGACUUGGGUGAAGAUUUAUCAGAUGUUUCUGCGUUUGAGUCCGAGUUGAUUGUUGAUGACACGAAGUCUUUGAAGUUUGGCCAAACUUUGAUGGAUGACAACGAAUUAGAUUGGAUGGUGACUAAUCGGAUGGUGGAGAGGGCAUCUGUUUGUUUGCCUGGAAAUGAAGUAGUUCCUGAUCCGAAACCUUACGAAUGUGUGGUUUUUCGGGAUCAAUUUGCAGUUGUACUUUGUAUGUCGUGUCAAGACUUUCUUGAAGAACUUUUGAAGGCAUAUAAAAUAGAAAUGCAUCAUCUGACUCCUAAUGGAGUAGCGAAGCUUGCUCUUUUUAUUUGGGCAAUAAAGUCUCAGGAUGUAAACUUGGAUAUCAGGGCCUUUUGUGCUCUUCAUGAGAUGCAUACUCAGUUUAGGAAAAAGAUUGCAGAAGAUGAAGUUGAUUUGGGUCUUGAUGUUAAUACUCAAGAGGUUCUUAGUCAGCAAGCUAGUGAUGAUAAGGAAACUAUAGGAGAUGUUGGUGCUACUCUUCAUGUUGCCUCUCCUCCUCGAGUUGUGAUUCAUGAUUCUGAUUUGGGAGGUGGGCCUAUGGAAACUGAUGCUUCGAAAGUUAAAGCUGAUAAGGGUAAGGGUACUACUACUGUUACCCUUGAUUUUGAUGAUUCUGAUGAAGAUGUAUUUGACAAAGAGGCUAAAAAUGCUUGGCCUUCUCGUCUUACUGAGUCCACAAUUGAUGUGAAUACUGGUGAAAAAAUUGCAUGUCAACUUGAAAAGGGUGUUUCUACAGAGGAAUUUUUUCCUGAUCCUUUAUCUCAGAAGGAGACUACUGUUGAUAUUGGAAAGAUGAAGGAUGUAGCUCAGGAGCCUGCUACACCUGCCGAAGCCUUAGAAACAAUUCCUGGUGGAGUUGACCCUGAGACAUAUAAAAGGUGCAUGGAGUACUGCCAAGCUCAAGGUGUGAAUUUAGACACUUUUAAAUUUGUUGGGAUUGGCUUGGAUAGACUUCGCAUUAUGCCAAAGAAGUCAGGGCUAAAGUUAUCAAAGUAUAUUGAUGAUGCCUUCGUAGUUCCUGAUGCUGAGGCUCAACUUGCUAGAAAAUCUUCCCUUGAGUUGGCAGAUGCAAGUGUUACCAUGGUUUAUAAGACUGCCCUUUUGCAAAGGAGUUUACGUAAGUCUCUUGAAGAAGAUGCGAAGAAUGCAGCACUUCAUGAGAAAGGUUUGCUUGAAGAGAUUAGGUCUUUGAAAUCUCAGCUUGCUGCUAAAGAAAAAGAGAGGGUAGAAAUAGUUGAAGCUCUCCAUAAUAUGGAGUCAAAGUGUAUCUCUGUUGGGGCCAAGCUUGAGACAAAAACUGAAGAUUUUGAUAAUUUGAAGAAAGAUUUUUAUAAGAUUGUGAAGGAGAAAAUUUACCGUGGCAGAGAGAGUGCUUUUAUGAAGGCGAAGAAGAAGAUGGAGAAGCAGCUUGAGAAGGAAAUUACUACUGAUGAGAAGGAGCAGAGGGAACAGGACAAGCGUGAAGAAGAGAGUGCUAGAGAUGAUGAUGUUGGUGAUCAUCCAUUUUAG